AUGGGAAAUUCUGACACGAAAUUAAAUUUUAGAAAAGCUGUGAUACAACUAACUUCUAAAACACAGCCUAUCGAUGCUGCUGAUAAUUCAUUCUGGGACCAAUUUUGGAGUGAAAAUGUGACAAAUGUUCAAGAUGUUUUUACUCUUGUGCCAGCUACAGAAAUCCGAGCAUUACGUGAAGAGGCACCUUCAAAUUUAGCCACAUUAUGUUACAAGGCGGUAGAGAAAAUGGUGAGGGCGGUUGACAGUUCAUGUAGAACUCAGCAGGAGCAAUUGGCGGUACUUAAUUGUGCUAGACUUUUGACACGUGUCCUACCAUACAUAUUCGAAGAUCCGGAGUGGAGAGGUUUUUUCUGGACUAGUCUUCCAGAAAAUUCUCAAUCUGGUGAUUCAGGAGAAUCUGUAGCCUUAGCUCAUUCUCUUUUAAAUGCAAUUUCUGACCUUCUGUUUUGUCCAGAUUUUACUGUUGCCAGUAAAAAAUCAGGUCCGGAUAAAGCUGAAGACUUACAAGCGAUCGAUAGUUGUGAAUACAUAUGGGAAGCUGGUGUUGGUUUUGCCCAUUCACCACCACAUUAUACAACUUACGAUGCAGCCAGAACUGAGUUAUUGAAAUUACUUCUCACUUGUUUCUCAGAAACAAUGUAUCAACCGCCUGUUGAUAUACAGACUGCUCCAAACAAAUGGAUUCAGUUUUUUACUUCUGGUGAAAAUCGUCAUGCGCUUCCUAUGUUCACAUCCUUGUUAAAUACGGUCUGUGCGUAUGAUCCUGUAGGACUUGGUCUUCCUUAUAACCAUCUUCUUUUUCAAGAUACUAGUGAACCACUAGUAGAUGCUGCAUUACAAAUUCUGAUUGUGACAUUGGAUCAUGAUACAUCACAAGGAGGCGUUAGUAAUGAGUCUAACGGAACAGAAAAUUUAUUUAUAAACUAUCUAUCGCGGAUUCAUCGUGAUGAAGAUUUUGGUUUUAUUCUCCGAGGAUUCACAAGGCUAUUAAACAAUCCAUUGGUACAAACUUACCUUCCUAAUUCUACAAAGAAGGUACAAUUUCACCAAGAGUUGCUUGUCUUCUUCUGGAAGAUGUGUGAUUAUAAUAAGAAAUUUUUGUAUUACGUGCUCAAAAGUAGUGAUGUUUUGGAAAUACUUGUUCCAAUUUUAUAUCACCUAAAUGAUUCCAGAGCAGAUCAAUCUCGCGUCGGUCUCAUGCACAUAGGAGUUUUCAUAAUAUUGUUAUUGAGUGGAGAACGAAAUUUCGGAGUGAGGCUUAAUAAACCGUAUACUGCUACCAUUCCAAUGGAUAUUCCUGUUUUUACAGGAACCCAUGCAGACCUUUUAAUUACAGUAUUUCAUAAAAUAAUUACUACUGGUCAUCAAAGGCUUCAACCCCUUUUUGAUUGCCUUCUUACAAUACUGGUUAAUGUGUCUCCUUACUUAAAAACUUUAUCGAUGGUUGCAAGUACUAAAUUACUUCAUCUCCUUGAAGCUUUUAGUACCCCUUGGUUUUUGUUUUCAUCUCCUUCAAAUCAUCAUCUUGUUUUCUUUUUAUUGGAGAUAUUCAACAACAUUAUUCAAUACCAAUUUGAUGGAAAUUCCAAUCUAGUAUAUACCAUAAUUAGGAAGAGGCAAGUGUUCCACAGUUUAGCGAACCUCCCAUCAGAUUAUGGAACUAUUUCUAAAUCGCUCUCGAGGCGGAGUGGCAGGAAGCAACAUAUUCCCGUUGCUAGUCCCACUUCUCCCGAAAGCCCUAGUAUGGAAGGAAGUCGACCUGCUCUUCCCGCUCAACCUGGAACAUUAAAAGCCACUUUGCCUGAUACACCUGGUAUAGAAAAAAUGACUGGAAAGGAAUCUGCUCACAUGACCUCCAGUAGUACAUCUGAAGACUUAGCUGAUUUGGCUGGUGCAGUAUCGUUGAAUGGAACUGAAACCAAACCACCUAGUCCUCAGCAACAGCAACCACAAAUACAGCAGCCGAAAACACCUACUCAGGAAGUAAGAAGCACCAGCCAGUGGGUACCUUCCUCUGAGUGGGUAAACUCAUGGAAAUCCAAGCUUCCAUUACAGACGAUUAUGAGGUUGCUGCAAGUACUAGUUCCACAAGUUGAAAAGAUAUGCAUUGACAAAGGUUUGACUGACGAAAGUGAGAUUUUAAAGUUCCUCCAACACGGUACUCUUGUUGGCCUCCUCCCAGUACCACAUCCCAUCCUGAUCAGGAAGUACCAAGCUAAUGCUGGAACUACGACUUGGUUCAGGACAUAUAUGUGGGGAGUCAUCUAUCUUAGGAAUGUUGACCCUCCUAUUUGGUAUGAUACAGAUGUUAAGCUGUUUGAAAUUCAAAGGGUUUAA
Molecule: messenger RNA, 2340 nt
Organism: Nezara viridula (southern green stink bug)
Lineage: Eukaryota; Metazoa; Arthropoda; Insecta; Hemiptera; Pentatomidae
Source: the annotation of a GenBank genome assembly